Salvia splendens (bonfire salvia) is the source of this 2521-nucleotide messenger RNA. RefSeq lists its product as uncharacterized. Lineage: Eukaryota; Viridiplantae; Streptophyta; Magnoliopsida; Lamiales; Lamiaceae. The record is from RefSeq and is a predicted model, not a curated record. The coding region runs from base 282 to 2360 and encodes 692 amino acids. The transcript has 3 exons.
AAAAAAAAAAAAGUCACCACCCAUAAAUACUUAUGUGUUGAAUUCAAUUGCGUGAAUCUGAGGUCUCUCAUUAACUGAAAAUCGUUCAUCCGUCUCUCUCACUUUCUUCCUCCGCCCUAUGCCUUUUCACCAUUGUUUCUCGGCAUCAUUUCUUCCCCCUUUUGUCAAUCUUUAAAAAUUGAAAUAUGGUUUCCUUUCUUCUCUGUUUAGACGGCACCUUAUUUUAUCACUGCAAAAAUGGAUGUUAAAUCUUGAAUUCCUUUGACUCUUUCAAGAGAAACAUGCCUGUUUACCGAUCCUUCGUCACGUGUGACGACCCCAAAGGCGUCGCCGACUGCAAGACCGUCGCAAAAUCCAACAAAGCCCGACAAAAAAAACUCCAUAAAACAUCAACAUCAUCAAACUCAAAGGAGGAGGGCGGCUUGUGUUUUCAAGUGAUGGAGGUUUCUAGAGGCGCAGAGAGGCUCAGCAAAGCGGUGGAAAGGCCGCACACCUCCACCGACUUGCUGAGAGGCGCUCUGCAUUUGCAGCACUCCCUUGUUAUGUUUGGGAAAUUGCACAAGGAGAAGAGGCCUCUUGAUCUACUAGAUGAUAAUCUUAAGCCUCGAGUUUCUGCAUCCAGAGAUUGCUAUGAUGAGCUGAGGGAUGUAAUUAGGGAGAGCUUCGCCAGGCUGAAUUUAUUGCCCAAGGAGAAACUAGUUUGUGAUGCUGAUAGAAAGCACUCUGAGUUGUGUGUCGAUCUGCCGUCUUCUAGCUCGAGCCAGACCUCGUCUUCGCUGCUCCACUCGGGCUCCUCGGGGUCUCCCAGCAUCUGGCUCGAGAAGAAGUCAAACUUGAUUGCGAAGCUCAUGGGGUUGGAGGAAGCAAUGCCCUUAAAAGCAGGGGAUGGUGCGUUUUUGAAGGAAAGGAGAAGCCCUUUCCUUGAUAUUCAUCUGCCGAGGCCUAACAACAAGCCUCAGUUCAAGCUAGCUAGAAGAGAGACAAGAACUUUAGAAGAGAUCAUUGAGACUAUGCAGUUUAAGGGGAUUUUGGGGAGAAAGUCUUUACAUGAUUACAAGUUGCAUUCUAAUGCGUUGUUCUUGAGGAAUGAAUCGGCUGUUGAUACUCCGCCUAUCGUGAUCAUGGAGCCUCUUCGUGUUCGUGCUGAUCAGUGUACCGAUGGUGGGGAGCACCUCAAGAGUCGACAAACGCCAAGAAAGACGGGGGCAGAGCUUCCACCUAGACCAGAGUUGAAGGCAAAGAAGCCUAAUGAGAAAUCUGCAGUAGAUCAUUCUUCUAAACAGAAGCUCGAUAAGAGAACUCAAGCGAGGCCAGUAAAGAAAGCAGCACUAGAUAGCCUCUCUACGACGAGGACGAGCCAACCGAAGCCUCUUCCUCCACAAAUACAGAAGAAAGAAGUUCCCAAAAUAAGGAAACCAAAAGAUGCUAAGCCUCAAAGGUCUGAUAAAACUCAAAAUGUAACCAAACUUGCUGCAGUGAAGACUGUGAGAGGAAACAAUGUCUCUAAAAGUCUGGUUGCUAUAGGAAAGGUUGCAGCCGCAGAUAAGGGCAUGAAACCGACACCUCUUAGUCGAACUGUUCCAAAGAAGAGUCCGCGGAAAGGUGAAUCCAAUAGCAAGCCCUCACCACAUGUAGUUGAAACUAUCGUCAGCGAGUUCGUGCUGAAGAAUACAGAACCAAAACAAGCUACUGAGGAAGUGGCUAAAGCUUAUAAUGUGUCUGAUAGUUCAACGAAUGCAACAAGUUCUCCUAGAGAUGCUUCGGACGUAACUAGCAAGGAUGAUCCCCAUCAUAUUGAAAAUGACACUUUGUUUCCAAGUUUAGAUUCAGAUCAGAUCAAAGGCUGCAAAAUCCUAAUGAAUUCAAGAUAUUUACUCCUAAGAAGUGCUUCAUUUCUCAAUCAUGUAGAGGAGCUCUUCGACACAGGCACUCAUGACUCUACAGUCUUUCAAAAUUCAGUUGAUAGUGAAGGGCUUUAUGAUGCUCUUCUCCUCGACUGUGCAAAAGAAAUACUAGAGCGUAAGAGCCUAAGCUGCAGGGGCACGAGAAAUCUUUGGUCACAAAACCUCUUGAGAAGGCCGAAAUACCAUUCAUCUAUAGAGCAGUUGGUAGAGGAGAUAGCUGAUAUCAUUGAAGGUUUGCAAAACUACAGUGAAGUUUGUGGAAAUAUAGUUGUCAUAGACAGCAUAUACCCGAUGCUGGACAAAGACCUAAGGCGGAAUGAAGAGGUGACAGGUGCUUGGGAUUCUGGCUGGAGGAAGGGAUAUGCAAUGGAAGCAGUUGAUGAAGUGAUGCAUGAAGUGGAAGAGCAAGUUUUGAGUGAAAUAGUAGCUGAUGUGAUUACAGAAAUUAUGCAAUAAAUUAUUGAGCUUUUGGUGUAAAAAUUUCAUUAGAUUAAUCAGUACAUAUCCUGACAAAACAUAGAGAUGUAGAGAGUUCUACUAUACAAUUCUAAUGUAUUUACACACAUUGCUGUGAUCUACUUUACACAUAUAUAAACAUUGAAGUGAUAAUUCUACCA